AUGGAAGUAGAAAACAAAACAUUGAAUGAUUUUAUUCUUCUUGGAUUCCCAGAAGGACGAGUCUUUUGUACAAUUUUAAUGGCCAUCAUUUACAUAAUGAUCAUCAUUGGAAAUGUUGCUGUGUUUAGCAUCAUCAAGUUAGACAGUCAUCUUCAGACACCUAUGUACUUCUUCUUGAGUUAUUUAUCCCUAUUAGAUGUCUGUUACUCUACAGUAACCCUCCCAUCUAUGCUGGCCAAUGCUAUCACUGGGAACGUUAGGAUAUCCUUCCAUAGAUGUUUCACACAGCUAUUUUUCUUUGUCUGUUUUGGAGGGUCUGAAUGUCUUCUUCUGGCUGCCAUGGCUUAUGACCGAUAUGUCGCCAUAUGUAACCCCCUCCAUUAUCUGCUCAUUAUGAAUAGGAGAUUCUGCUCAGGCUUUGUUGCUGGGUGCUGGAUCGCCGGGUUGUUAAAUGCCAUAUUUCAUACCUUGAUGACUUUAAAUCUUACUUUCUGUGGAGAUCAUCAUAUCAGACAUUUCUUUUGUGAUAUCCUUCCAAUGUUAGAAGCAGCAUGUAGUGACAUCCAGAGCAGCCAGGUGUUAUUACAUGUGGUCACCAUAUUUCUAGGAAUGUCUCCUUUUCUACUUGUGAUGAAUUCCUACAUACAAAUCAUUUCCACUAUCCUGAAAAUCCGCUCCUUGGAAAGGAGACAGAAGGUCUUCUCAACAUGUUCCUCACACCUCAUAGUUGUUACAAUCUUCUAUAUUACAGCCGCAUUCAAUUAUAAUGGUCCUAGUUCUGGAGAUUCCUUCAUCAUUGUCCAAGUUUCAUCUGUCCUCUAUGGUAUUCUGUCCCCAAUGUUAAAUCCUAUCAUCUACUGUUUGAGAAACCAAGAGGUGAGGAAAGCAUUCAAGAAAGCAAUUACAAGAACACAAAUUGUUAUAAGGACAAUGAGACUAUACAACUUAAACUUAGAAAAUGUGAAAUUACAUGCUCUUAUAAGUUAA
Molecule: messenger RNA, 987 nt
Organism: Bufo bufo (common toad)
Lineage: Eukaryota; Metazoa; Chordata; Amphibia; Anura; Bufonidae
Product: olfactory receptor 1038-like
Exons: 1
Coding region: 1-987 (328 amino acids)
Biological process (GO): G protein-coupled receptor signaling pathway
Cellular component (GO): membrane
Molecular function (GO): G protein-coupled receptor activity; olfactory receptor activity
Source: RefSeq, a predicted model, not a curated record